Vicia faba (fava bean) is the source of this 753-nucleotide messenger RNA. NCBI's taxonomy places the organism in Eukaryota, Viridiplantae, Streptophyta, Magnoliopsida, Fabales, Fabaceae. The record is from the annotation of a GenBank genome assembly.
AUGCCUAACUUCAUUCCCGGUGGCAGCGAUGGCGGGAGAGAAUCAGUUAUCAAACAACUCAAUGCCGCAUGUUCUUCACUCAUCGCAAUCGGUUUCCGUGAGGAGCUGUUUACCCUCAACAAUCUCCAUAACUACGGCUACACCGAAACUAAAUUCCUAGACCUUAUCCAACCUAUUCCUUUCAUCACAGAUCUCCGCGCUUUAAGAUUUCUUUUCAACACAGCUCGUCAAUCGUUGUAUCAUCUUUCCGUCACACCUCCUCCGAAUGAGUUCUGCGAUUUUGUCAACUGCAUCAACUGGAUAAAAAGUGAGUUAUCAGAUAGAAUGCAAAAGGGGGAAAUAUCAAAAGUUGAUAUUGCCAUAGCAAGAAAGCUCGUUGACUCUGCUGCUCCUCUUAUGAAAGAACGCAAACGCUUUCAGAGCGCGAUCGAUGAAUUGAAGAAGCGUCAAAUGAUGCUGGAGACAGAAUCUGCAAGAAUCAGUGGUGAGUUGAAGUUAAAGUUAGGUCCUAUUUAUGAAUAUGAAGAGCCUUCCAUAGCUGAAUUGAGAAUUGAGUGUUAUCAUCUUUAUGAAAAGGAUUGUAGAUUUAGGGGGAUACCUUUCAUCCCUACACUUGAUGAGAUGGAAUGUGAGAAUUUGGUGGCUGUGUUUGGUGGCACUGCGAAGGAACGUCACUUCAUUAAUUUCUUGAACGAUCCUGUUAGGAAAGAGCUCAUUGAAACUUACUUUAAUGGCAUACUGUUUAAGGGGUAA